Zootermopsis nevadensis is the source of this 1802-nucleotide messenger RNA. RefSeq names its product puff-specific protein Bx42. Gene Ontology annotation, biological process: mRNA splicing, via spliceosome. The record is from RefSeq and is a predicted model, not a curated record. NCBI's taxonomy places the organism in Eukaryota, Metazoa, Arthropoda, Insecta, Blattodea, Termopsidae. Gene Ontology annotation, cellular component: spliceosomal complex.
CGUAUACAGCACGCACUCCUAUUGGCCCACCGCCACACCUGCUCCCAUUAGCUCGGGCAGGCUACUCCUUGCACACUCCGGUACCUAUAAAACCAGCCCCCACACCCCAUGGUUGGUUGGUUGGUUGGUUUAUAGCUAUCUAUCUACUUCCAGAGAUUCCUGGGGCCGAAUAUCAGCUGAAUAUGGGUAGAGAGGGAAAAGAAAGCACAUCGAACGCCCUUGCAGUUCAGUUGGAUGCACAGGGAAAGGUAAAAUAUUAUAUCCUGGCACGUCAUGGACACACAAAGAACAAGAUUAUCUAUUGGAAACUAACAGACCUUCUUCCAGCUGAAGUGGUGGCUGAGGAUGAUCCAAGCCUGGAAAGACCAUCAGAAGAUGAUGUGCGAGACACUACUGAGAAGACUCGUCUUGCCUUGGAACUUCUUACACAUACAAAGAUAGCAGCUGCUAUGCCAGUUAGGUGUGCAGAAAGAGCAGGUCCUGCACAAUACAUUCGUUACACACCGUCUCAGCAGGGGACUGCCUUCAAUUCAGGUGCUAAGCAACGGGUUAUUCGAAUGUUGGAGGCUCAGAAGGAUCCCAUAGAACCACCAAAGUUCAAGAUCAAUAAGAAGAUACCUCGUGGACCUCCCUCACCACCUGCUCCAGUAAUGCACUCUCCAACGAGGAAGGUAACUGUUAAGGAGCAGAAGGAAUGGAAGAUUCCACCAUGCAUUUCCAACUGGAAGAAUGCUAAGGGAUAUACCAUCCCACUGGACAAACGACUUGCUGCAGAUGGACGUGGCUUGCAACAGGUUCAUAUUAAUGAGAACUUUGCCAAACUGGCGGAGGCCUUGUAUAUUUCUGACAGAAAGGCACGUGAAGCUGUGGAGAUGCGAGCUCAGCUGGAGAAAAAGCUGGCACUGAAAGAGAAGGAGAAGAAGGAAGAACAUUUGCGACAACUUGCGCAAAAGGCCCGUGAGGAACGGGCAGGCAUCAGAACUCAGGCAGCUGCUGAUAAGGAUGACGAAAUUAGGGAGCGUGAUCAGUUGCGUUAUGAGCGUCACAAGGAUCGUCAGCGUGAACGCAACAUUGCUAGAGCUGCUCCCGAUAAGAGGUCAAAGCUGCAGCGUGAUCGAGAACGAGACAUCAGUGAACAAAUUGCACUAUGUUUGCCAGCCAAAAACAUAUCUGGUGGGGAGAUUCAAUUUGAUCAGCGUUUGUUCAACACUACAAAGGGUAUGGAUUCUGGGUAUGGGGAUGAAGAGUCUAAUAACGUGUAUGAUAAACCAUGGCGUGAAGGUGGCAGUCUUGGCGCACAUAUCUACCACCCUAGUCGGAACUUGGACAAGGACGUGUAUGGAGAUGAUCUUGACAAGUUUAUUAAGACCAAUAGGUUUGUGCCUGAUAAAGAAUUUAGUGGCACGGAUCGUACAGCUACAAGAAGUGGACCUGUUCAGUUUGAAAAGGAAGAGGAGGAUCCUUUUGGCUUGGACCAGUUCUUGACACAGGCUAAACGUGCGAACAAGCGUCCCAAGGAUGAUCGGGAUCGACGAGGUGAAGAACGUGAUAAGCGUAAACGGAGAGAAUAAUUGUAGGUCAUAAAUAUUUGGACUGCCUGCCAAAUGCAACAAAUAAAAAAUAUUUUCCAUGAAGUUAUUUUAAUGUGAUUGAGUGAACUAUGGAUGGGACAAUUUCAGACUGUGUUAGUAUGUGAAUGUAAACAUAUUGGCUGAAUUUAGUACACACCACCUAUUAUACCAGGUCUUAUACUGUAAAUGAAAGUAUACAAUAAAUAUCUUAGAUGCUUUGAAAGUAGACAA